GCUAGAUUCAUGGUAAUAACAGUUACAACUUCCGGUUCUCCAGUGCAGUGAACAACAUUUUUUUUUUACAAAAGCAAGAAAUCUGGAGAGCUGGGAGCAUUAAGCAGUCCGCCAUGCACUUCGGGCAAAGUGGGGUGAAUAUUCUCUUGAGCCAUGUUAUAGAAGACUAUUGGGUUGUAGGACUGUAUGAGGAGGCCUCUGUGUUUCUCUAGAGGCAGAGAGGAUCGCUGCUGCUGUUUGGAGCCAUGGAGAAGAUGUCGCGGGUAACCACAGCCCUGGGCGGCAGUGCCAUCAGCGGACGCACCAUGUUCUGCCACCUGGACGCCCCCGCCAACGCCAUCAGUGUGUGCCGCGAUGCCACACAGGUGGUGGUGGCCGGCCGCAAUAUCUUCAAGAUCUACGGCCUGGAGGAGGAGCAGUUUGUGGAGAAGCUCAACCUGCGCGUGGGCCGCAAGCCCUCGCUCAACUUCAGCUGUGCCGACGUCAUGUGGCACCAGAUGGAGGAGAACCUGCUGGCCACGGCUGCCACCAACGGGGCGGUAGUUACCUGGAACCUGGGCAAGCCGUCGCGCAACAAGCAGGACCAGCUGUUCACCGAGCACAAGCGCACGGUCAACAAGGUGUGCUUCCACCCCACCGAAGUCUACAUGCUGCUCAGUGGCUCCCAGGAUGGCUACAUGAAGUGCUUCGACCUGCGCAAGAAGGAGUCCGUUAGCACCUUCUCAGGUCAGUCGGAGAGUGUAAGAGAUGUUCAGUUCAGCAUGAAGGAUUACUUUACUUUUGCUGCUUCCUUUGAGAACGGUAACGUCCAGCUGUGGGACAUCCGGAGGCCUGACCGGUAUGAGAGGAUGUUCACAGCCCACACCGGUCCUGUGUUCUGCUGUGACUGGCACCCCGAUGACAGGGGUUGGCUGGCCACUGGUGGCCGGGACAAGAUGGUGAAGGUGUGGGACAUGACCACCAACCGGGCCAAAGAGAUCUACUGCGUCCAGACCAUUGCCUCGGUGGCACGGGUCAAGUGGCGUCCUGAGAGGAAGUGGCACCUGGCCACCUGCUCCAUGAUGGUGGACCACAACAUCUACGUGUGGGACGUCCGACGGCCCUUCAUCCCCUUUGCCACCUUCGAGGAGCACAAGGACGUGACCACGGGCAUCGUGUGGCGCCACCAGCAUGACCCCUACUUCCUGCUGUCAGGCUCCAAGGACAGCACACUCUACCAGCACAUGUUCAAGGACGCCAGCCGGCCCGUGGACCGGGCCAACCCCGAGGGGCUGUGCUUCGGCCUGUUUGGCGACCUUGCCUUUGCCGCCAAGGAGAGCCUCAUCAGUGGCGACUCCAACAGGAAACCCUACCCGGGUGGCGACCGCCGCUACCCAAUCUUCUUCUUCAAGAAGCCCGAUCUGACGGAGCAGUUUGCCCAUGUUUCCAGCGCCCUCAGCGUGUUCGAGUCGUCUCUGGAGAGCAGGCGCAUGGACUGGUUUGUCAAGACGGCGCGCCUCUACCUCCUCGGCGGCAAACCCUUCGCCGAGCUGUGCGACCACAAUGCUAAGGUGGCCAAGGAGCUCAACAGACCUCAGGUUUCUACUACAUGGACGAUGCUUCGGCUCAUGUUCUCAGAUCCAGCGAACCUCUCGACACCUGGUCCAAAUAACAUCAGCAAACUGGGCAACCUUCCUUUAAUGAACAGUUUCAGUAUGAAGGAGAUGGGGACGGAGAGCAGGCUGGACCGUAGUAAAGGAGAGAGCAGACAGGACAACAUUCACCUGGAGCCUGGGAACUCGCUCAUCAACAGCAACAACGACGAGAAUGAGGAGACCGAGGGGAGUGAGGGACAGGCGGAGUACAUGUUUGGUGACGCUGAGCUGGAUGACGAUGACCUCUACUCUAUGGAGCACGAAAUCCAGGCCGUGGAAGAACAGGAGUACACGCUCCCCCAGGAGGCCUUCCCGCUGCGCCACGAGAUCAUGGACAACCCGUCGGUCCCGGAGCACCUGCAGCAGGACAAGGCCGACUCGCCGCACGCCAGCGGCAACGAGGCGGAGGUCAUGUGCCUGACGCCCAUAGAGUCCCUCUCCCUGAUCGCCAUCUCGCAGCCGCUGUUCAGCCCCCACCUCCCUUCCCGCUUUUUUUGCCCCGUGGUCAGAGAGAUGCUGAGCCACUACGCCGAGCAGGGCGACGUGCAGAUGGCGGUCUCGGUGCUCAUCGUCCUGGGAGACCGCAUCCGCAAGGAGAUCGACGACCUCACUCAGGAGCACUGGUACAUGUCCUACAUUGACUUGCUGCAGCGUUUCGAGCUGUGGAACGUGUCCAACGAGGUCAUCAAGCUGAGCACUUGCAGCGCCAUCACCUGUCUGAACCAGACAUCCACCACGCUGCACGUCAACUGCAGCAACUGCAAACGGCCCAUGAGCAACAGGGGCUGGAUCUGUGACCGGUGCCACCAGUGUGCCAGUGUUUGUGCCGUGUGCCACCAUGUGGUGAAGGGGCUGUUUGUGUGGUGCCAAGGCUGCAGUCAUGGCGGGCACCUGGAGCACGUGAUGAACUGGUUAAAGAGCAAUUCUCACUGCCCGGCUGGCUGCGGACACCUGUGUGAGUACACCUGACCCUCAGCUCCACCCCCUCCCAGCCAGCUCUCUGUGAGAGGGAGCGCACCUCACCUGGCUCACACUGGCCUGGGUCUCACACUCCAGGCUGGCCUCUCCAAAGACUGGGGUCCACAGGGGGGUGGCCAUGGUAGCAGGAUGGCUGUAUUGGAAGAUAGGUCGGUAAAACUGGAGUCCAAUUCAUUAAACCAGUCGGAGAGGAGAACGGGGGAUCAUGUACCUUAUGGAGCACUGUUGAAAGUUUGAGAUGAGCCCGCUGGCCGAUUCAGUGCUCCCUUUGACAAUGACAGAAACUCAAAGUUAAGUGAACACAAUAAUGUAUGUGUGUGUGUGUGUGUAUAUAUACAGUUGAAGUAUGAAGUUUACAUACACCUUAGCCAAAUACAUUUAAACUCAGUUUUUCACAAUUCCUGACAUUUAAACCUAGUACAAUUUCCCUGUUUUAAAUCAGUUAGGAUUACCACUUUAUUUUAAGAAUGUGACAUUUCAGAAUAAUAGUAUAGAGAGUGUUCUUCAGCUUGCAAGAAUCCCCCCUUUUCCUCCAAACAUAAUGAUUGUCAUUAUGGCCAAACAGUUCUAUUUUUGUUUCAUCAGACCAGAGGACAUUUCUCCAAAAAGUAUGAUCUUUGUCCCCAUGUGCGGUUGCAAGCCAGUCAGGCUUUUUUAUUGCGGUUUUGGAUCAGUGGCUUCUUCCUUGCUGACCGGCCUUUCAGGUUAUGUCGAUUAUAGAACUUGUUUUACUGUGGAUAUAGAUACUUUUGUACCUGUUUCCUCCAGCAUCUUCACAAGGUCCUUUGUUGUUGUUCUGGGAUUGAUUUGCACUUUUCGCACCAAAGUACGUUCAUCUCUAGGAGACAGAACGUGUCUCCUUCCUGGGCGAAAUGACGGCUGCGUGGUCCCAUGGUGUUUAUACUUGCGUACAGAUGAACGUGGUACCUUCAGGCUUUUGGAAAUUGCUCCCAGGGAUGAACCAGACUUAUGGAGGUCUACACAUUUUUUUUCUGAGGUCUUGGCUGCUUUCUUUUGAUUUUCCUGUGAUGUCAAGCAAGGAGGCACUGAGUUUGAAAGUAGGCCUUGAAAUACAUCUACAGGUACACCUCCAAUUGACUCAAAUUAUGUCAUUUAGCCUAUCAGAAGCUUCAAAGCCAUGACAUCAUUUUUGGGAAUUUUCCAAGCUGUUUAAAGGCACAGUCAACUCAGUGUAUGUAAACCUCUGACCCACUGGAAUUGUGAUACAGUGAAAUAAUAUGUCUGUAAACAAUUGUUGGGAAAAUGACUUGUCAUGCACAAAGUAGAUGUCCUAACCGACUUGCCAAAACAAUAGUUUGUUAUCAAGAAAUUGGUGGAGUGGUUGAAAAACGAGUGUUAAUGACUCCAACCUAAGUAUGUAAACUUUAGACUUCAACUGUAUAUAUAUAUACAUAUAUAUGUGUAUAUGUAUAUGUGUGUGUACGUACAUACAUACACACUGUACUGUACCAGUCAAAAGUUUGGACACACGUACUCAUUCAAGGGGUUUUCUUUAUUUUUUUACUAUUUUCUACAUUGUAAAAUAAUAGUGAAGACAGCGAAACUAUGAAAUAACACAUGGAAUCAUGUAGUAACAAAAACAAAUCAAAAUAUAUUUAUAUUCUAAAAAGUAGCCACCCAUGGCACACUCAACUAGCUUAACGAGGUAGUCACCUGGAAUGCUUUUCCAACCAUUUUUAAGGAGUUCCCUCAUAUGCUGAGCACUUGUUGGCUGCUUUUCCUUCACUCUGCGGUUAAACUCUUCCCAAACCAUCUCAAUUGGGUUGAGGUCGGGGGUUGUGGAGGCCAGGUCAUCUGAUGCAGCAUUCCAUCACUCUCCUUGGUCAAAUAGCCCUUACACAGCCAGGAAGUGUGUUUUUGUGUCAUUGUCCUGUUUGAAAAACAAAUGAUAGUACCACUAAGCGGAAACCAGAUGGGAUGGCAUAUCGCUGUAGAAUGCUGUGGUAGCCAUGCUGGUUAAGUGUGCAUUGAAUUCAAAAUAAAUCAGACAGUGUCUACAGCAAAGCACCAUCACACCUCCUCCAUGCUUCACUGUGGGAACCACAUAUGCGGAGAUCAUCUGUUAACCUACUCUGCGUCUCACAAAGACACGGCGGUUGGAACCCAGUCUCAAAUUUUGACUCAUCAGACCAAAGGUCUGAUUUCCACCGGUCUAAUGUCCAUUGCUCGUGUGUCUUGGCCCAAGCAAGUCUCUUAUUAUUGGUGUCCUUAUAGUGGUUUCUUUGCAGCAAAUUGACCAUGAAGGCCUGAUUCACAGUCUCCUCUGAACAGUUGAUGUUGUGUAUGUUACUUGAACUCUGUGAGGUGCUGAGAUGCAGUUCAUUUCAGAUUUCUCUGGGUCUUCCUUUCCUGUGGCAGUCCUGAUGAGAGCCAGUUUUAUGACUGCACUUGAAAAAACAUCCAACGUUCUUGAAAUUUUCCAGAUUGACAGACCAUGUCUUAAAGUAAUUAUGGACUGUCGUUUCUCUUUGCUUAUUUGAGCUGUUCUUGCCCUAAUAUGGACUUGGUCUGUAUCUUCUGCAUACCACCCCUAACUUGUCUUAACCCAACUGAUAGGCUCAAACACAUAAAGGAAAGAAAUUCCACAAAUUAACACCUGUUAAUUGAAAUGCAUUCCAGGUGACUCCCUCAUGAAGCUGGUUGAGAGAAUGCUAAGUGUGCAAAGCUGUCAAGGCUAGCUACUUUGAAAAAUCUAAAAUAUUUGUUUUAACACUUUUUGGGGUUACAUGAUUCCAUGUGUUAUUUCAGUGUUGAUGUCUUCACUAUUAUUCUACAAAGUUGACAAGUAAAAAUAAAAAGUAUUGAAUUUGUGGGCGUGCCCAAACGUUUGACUAGUACUGUAUAUUUGCUGAAAUGUUAAAUAUUUUUUUAUUGUGUAUUGCUCAGCUGGGUGGAACAAUGUGUAUGUAAAUAGCGAUAGAGGUCGGUCUUGAUGUGGCCUUUAUUCAUCAGAUAAGGAAUCUCCACUGUUUUCUAUGGCAAUAAAAUAUUUUGAAACUCA
Messenger RNA from Oncorhynchus keta (chum salmon), 5634 nucleotides. It is a transcript of the gene wdr24, whose product is annotated as WD repeat domain 24. Lineage: Eukaryota; Metazoa; Chordata; Actinopteri; Salmoniformes; Salmonidae. Gene Ontology annotation, molecular function: protein binding. Gene Ontology annotation, biological process: positive regulation of TOR signaling. The transcript is spliced from 12 exons. The record is from RefSeq and is a predicted model, not a curated record. Bases 246 to 2603 code for a protein of 785 amino acids.